Liolophura sinensis is the source of this 3989-nucleotide messenger RNA. Its product is annotated as cytosolic carboxypeptidase 6-like. Gene Ontology annotation, molecular function: metallocarboxypeptidase activity; zinc ion binding. Gene Ontology annotation, biological process: proteolysis. NCBI's taxonomy places the organism in Eukaryota, Metazoa, Mollusca, Polyplacophora, Chitonida, Chitonidae. The record is from RefSeq and is a predicted model, not a curated record.
AUGGCCGACAAGAAGGUUGAUUCAGGCAGUGACUCUGAGAGUGUUGAGGAUCCAGUGGUGGGAAAUGUUAACAAGUUUGCAGUAGUCCCACCUGGCCACACAGGCCGGCCAAAAAAAGGACACAUUAUAUUUGAUGCCUGUUUUGAAAGUGGAAAUCUGGGUCGAGUGGAUUAUAUCACAGACUAUGAAUAUGACCUGUUCAUUCCAGACACGUGUAAUCCUAGAUUUCGUGUUUGGUUCAACUUCACCGUGGAAAACGUUAAAGCUGAUCAACGCGUUAUCUUCAACAUCGUGAACUUUAGCAAGACAAAAUCCCUGUACAGAGAUGGUAUGUCACCACUAGUCAAGUCAACAAGUAGGGCUAAAUGGGUGAGAAUUCCAGCAAAGCAUGUUUACUACUAUCGAUGUCCAGACCAUCGAAAAAACUAUGUCAUGUCAUUUGCAUUCUGCUUUGACCGUGAGGAUGAGAGAUAUCAGUUUUCUUACUGUUACCCUUACUCCUACACAAGACUCCAAAAUUACCUGGACACUUUAGAGAAACGAAACUAUGACUUCUUCACCAGAGAGCUUCUCUGUUUAACAGUGCAACAGCGGCGUCUAGAUCUGUUAACAAUAACCCACCCAGAUAACCUUGAUCCUGACGAACAGCAACGAAUUGUGUUUAUAUCAGCUAGAGUUCACCCAGGAGAAACACCUUCUUCAUACGGUUGUUGUGGUAUUUGUUUUUUUGCAGGUUUCAUUGACUUUUUGAUCAGCAGUCAUCCCAUUGCCAAGAUUUUACGAGAACAUAUUGUGUUCAAAAUUGUUCCUAUGCUGAACCCAGAUGGAGUGUACUUGGGAAAUUAUAGAUGUUCUUUGAUGGGUUUUGAUCUUAACCGCCAUUGGCUGGAACCCUCUCCAUGGGCACAUCCAACACUCUAUGCUACAAAAAAUCUCUUGAUGGAACUUGACAGAAGUGAUAAAUAUGACAUGGAUUUCUUUAUUGACAUUCAUGCUCAUUCUACAAUGAUGAGCGGCUUCAUGUAUGGCAAUAUUUAUGAAGAUUCCGAGAGAUAUGAGAGACAGUCAGUGUUUCCAAAACUUCUAGGUGCAAAUGCAGAGGAUUUCUCUCUUGUUAAUACAAAUUUUAACAAAGAUGCAGUCAAAGCUGGAACAGGAAGAAGAACCCUUGGAGGAUGCUUAGAUGAGAAUUCCCACUGUUACACCUUAGAGGUGUCCUUUUAUAGCUAUAUGACUGCCUGUUCCAGCACAGCCCUGCCGUACACAGAAGAAGGGUACAUGAAACUUGGUCGCAACUUGGCGCGGACGUUUCUCGACUACUAUAAGUUAAAUGGGGUGAUAAGUUCAAAACCCAGCAGUGGUUUGGUUCCCAAACCAGGCCGUUAUAGUGCCAAGGAGUCAAGCAAAGAAGGUGUCAACUCAGAGACCUUUUUUCCACAUGCCAGAGUAGAUGAAAGAUUGAGCAAACAUGAGAUGAUGAGAGAUCACUCAAGACCCAAUUUCUCAAGCCCAACGGAUUUCAGUUAUAACAGUUGCCGGUCGUCGCCAUUGUUGUUGAAAUUUCGAUUGAAAGAAAAAGACUCAAGAUGACUACUAUGUGCUUCAUCAAGAGCAUACACAAAUCAUGGAAUGUGAAAUGUGACAUCUUCAAUAGGCAUAUGUCUAAUGUGCUGUAUUCACAUUUAUUAAUACUCCUCAUAUUUUUCAGUAUUGAUUUUUCAAUGAAUACUGAGAAGUGUUUACUUUCAUUUUGUCUUGUAAGAUCAGAGAUGGUUUAUCUGAGGAUCAUGUUAUGUCAUUGUAGUUUCCAAAAGAGAGGAAACCCAAUACAAUGUAUAAAUUGAGUGGAAUUGAGUAAUUGUGAAACCCCAGUCCUUAUAUGAAGAAGUAUAAAUGUUUUCAUUACCUGUACAUGUAAGACUUCCUGGUGAAUAGCAGUUUUCAUUAUUUUGAAACAAAACGAACAGGUUUUAGUUCUUCAUUGUGUUGUAGGAAUAACAUUUCUGCUAUAUUUGUGAUACAAGACAUUUCUGGAUUCAGGCAGUAUUUUGUCAAUUCUAAUUCUCUAAUGUAAAAUUUAUUCUUAUAGAGAAGUCGUUUUUAGCUGAUAUAUGGUUGCACACACAGGAACAAGAUCAAAAAGAAACAGUAAAGUUAAAUUCAAAAGGAUUCUAGUGAAAUGAGGUAUGCACCUAGAUUUUUACAUUUUAGGCAGUUGUAGUUGAUAUUGUAGAAAAUGUGUUGACAAGAAACAUUUCCUUGGCCAGAGCAGCAAAAAAUCCUACUUAUCGGCAACCUGUCAGUAACUUCCUUCUUUGGCUGUUCUGCAUUUAAUAUUGCAUUGUAUAAAUAUGUAUGCAUGUGCCUGUAUACAUGUACAAUGUUAUGUUGUGUUGCCAUAGAAUUUGAUAUUUUUGGAUUCUUGUUACAGAUAUAGAGUAAUUGAUGUUCAGUUUAUGUAUUUUGAAAAUACAUUUAUUUUGAAAUUAAAUAUAGAGAAUACUUUGUUCAAAUGUAUUUUGCUACCGAAAUCUACUGCUAGGUUUGUUGGAUGCCUGUUUUUUCUUGAUUGCUGUGUGCCAGAGAAUAUACAUACAUGUAUAUAUCACCCUGCGGUAGCAGAAUGAGUGAGAGAGAGAGAGGGAGAGAGAGAGAGUUACAUAGUCAUGAAGACUGAUUACCACGGUUGGCUCUCUGUUGUGUAAAAGGAGCGAGUACAUCAGAUUAGACGUAUCUGGCGCCGAUAUGUAUAACCAUCCCUAUCUAUGUAUACAAACAGGGGAAGAUUGGAGUCUAGUCGCUGAUAGAGUCAAAUUGUUCAGUUUUAUCUGCAGCCUGCACACUGGGCACCGCCUGCAAUAAUGUAACAUGAUUGAUGGCUAAGAGGUAUAUAUGCUCUAAACUUAUUGCUGGGGAUUACUCUUAUGAUCUGUCAAAACUGGAGUAAACCUUCGGAAAGACUGUACAGCAGGCCAUCACACCUGUAAACUUGUCUGUUCGAGGGAACAUUCUGAAGAAGUAUUCCAGUGUAUGCCAGAAAUCUCCUCGAAUGUGGCAUACUAGUCCAUGGGAUGGUUAAAAUGUCAUUAUUUAAAUACAACUUUGUAAUAUGCCAUGUUCCAAUAAGUUUUUCUUUUGUUUUUUUUUUAAUCAUUGUGGUGAGCACCGAUCUAUCAAACAUACAUCAGAGAGCCACAGGACCAAGAAUAUUAUUUGCUUUUAAUUUUGCAUGGCUCAUAUUAUACCUGUCUCCCACUGUAUCUUGAAACUGAAACUAAGCAGAGUUAACAUUUAGUUGUUUUAUGAUGGUUCCAAGAAUAGACUGGAAUCCAACCUCAAAAAUGAAGCAUUGUAUGUCCAUGUCUGUACAGCCUGGUUCUUUGCCAAGAGGCAAAAACGGGUGCAUGUAUUUCUUCAAACUGCUGGCCAAGAGAGGGACCCUGGUGAUAAAUUGCAUGCAGUAAUAUUUUCAGAAGCAAGAAAUACCUUAUCAACGUCCAUCGUAUCAGGCCAUUCACUUAUUAAUGGAAGUUCCUUAUCAGCGCCAUUGACAAUAUAUAUUGUUAUGUCUUUAAUAUUCCCAUUGUUUUUCACUUUUUUAUGCGCAUUUCUGUGAUAACUGUUAUUGUUGCUGUAUUUAGUAUAGACCUACAAAUACAUUUCUAUGUGUAUACGUCAGCUUUAUCUACGUUCAUUAUGCAUAUAUUUACGUCCAUGUGUCGGAAUGAAUUUGAUUCUGUUUACAGUAUAUCAUUGAACCAGUUUUAUAGUUAUGGCGUGAACUCAAAAUUUGGGUACUAAUUUUCGGUUGAAGUAACCUGUUUUUCCUCCAUUGUAAGAUGUCCAUUAUUAUUUCAUUUUCAAAAUUGGAAGAUUUCCUUUUCCGUAAUGGGCAUCGAAAGAGAGACAUGGAUGUUUGAUAAAGCCCGGCGCUCACUGACAACAUUUGUUGUCGAAAACGAGAUUUCUUGAUUCAGACAACAAAAUAU